AUGACCAGCUCCCUGCUCGCCCUGCUCGGAUUGUGCUUGAGUGCUUGCGUGUGCGUGUUGACGGCGGGGAGCAGCUUUUCUGUGGAUGGAAACGUGGAAGCGCACGCGGGCUUCAUGCACCGGCGGCUGCGGACGCACGAGAAGAGGGAGAUGCAGAAGGAGAUCCUGUCCGUCCUGGGACUGCCGCACAGACCGCGGCCGCACUUGUUGUCACAGGGGAAGUACAACUCGGCUCCACUUUUCAUGCUGGACUUAUACAACACCAUAUCCAGCGAGGACAAGAGCCAGAUUCUGGACAGGUACUCAUCCAUGCGCACGACGCAGAGCCCUCCUCUGGCGACGUAUCAAGAAACAGCUUUUCUGAAUGACGCGGAUAUGGUGAUGAGUUUCGUUAAUCUGGCGGAGUACGACAGGGAGUUCUCCCCACAGCGGCGUCACCACAAGGAGUUUAAGUUCAACCUCUCACAGAUCCCAGAGGGCGAGGCCGUCACCGCAGCUGAGUUUCGCCUCUACAAGGAGUGUGUGAGCGGAGCUUUCCGCAAUGAAACCUUCCUGCUCAAAGUGUACCAGGUGGUCAAGGAGCAUCCCAACAGGGAGGCGGAUCUGUUCCUGCUGGAGUCUCGCGUGUUGUGGGCUGCUGAGGAGGGCUGGCUGGAGUUUGACAUCACUGCCACCAGCAACCUGUGGGUCAUGAGUCCAGUGCACAACUUGGGUCUUCAAGUCAGCAUAGAAACCAGCAGCGGCCAGAGCAUUGGCUGUAAGGAGGCGGGGCUUGUAGGACGUGACGGUGCUUUGGAGAAGCAGCCGUUCAUGGUGGCUUUCUUCAAAGUGAGUGAAGUGCACAUCCGCUCUGCACGCUCCACUGGUGGAAAACGACGGCAACAGAACCGCAACCGAUCCACGCAACCGCAAGACGCAUCCAGAGGGUCAAGCCUACCAGAUUAUAACAGCAGCGAUCAGAAGACCGCCUGCAGAAAACAUGAGCUGUACGUGAGCUUCCGAGAGCUGGGCUGGCAGGACUGGAUCAUUGCGCCUGACGGCUACGCAGCCAACUACUGUGACGGAGAAUGUUCCUUUCCUCUGAACGCCCACAUGAAUGCUACCAACCACGCCAUCGUGCAGACGCUGGUGCACCUGAUGAACCCUGAGAAUGUGCCAAAGCCGUGCUGCGCCCCCACCAAACUCCACGCCAUUUCAGUGCUUUACUUCGACGACAACUCCAACGUCAUCCUGAAGAAGUACAAAAACAUGGUGGUGCGCGCCUGCGGCUGCCACUGACCCUGCCGGAGGGAAGGUGAUCCACCCCCCCAAAAAAGUCCUCCACUUCUGGAACAAGACAUCAAGAAAUGCAAUUAAGGAUUUAUUGUUGCAUACGUUUUUGUCAGCAGCUUCUCUUUUUAGCUGAGGACUAGAGCUGUAAUCUCAAGGAAGUCUGUGGAAAAGAGGGAGUCUUUGUGGAUGAUUUUUUUUGUAUUGAACGCCUGACGGGCUGAUGCACCUACAGAGAGGACCAGACUAAAACCUCUGUGGGAAAGGCCAGAGUGCUGCUUUCUUUAUCAUCUCCACGAACUGAUGUUUUAAGAAAACUGAUGAGAAAGUCGUCUAAAAGAUUCGACUCACUGGCGCAGGAGUUUUACACUAAAUAAAUGACACAUCGGAGUCUAUACAUGUGCUGUUUUUUCCUUUUCUCCAGCCGUAUUUUCUCCUCCAGCCAUAUUUGCUCUCCCAAAAUACUAUAUGGACUGAACCGACCUGACCACAGACCGUUUUAGCUGUGGACUGCUCUGAAUAAUCCCCUCCGUGUCAAUAUUUGUCAGGCUCAGGCUGAGCCGUGAUUCACCGGGCCGCUCCGGCGUGAUGCAUGUUGUGGCUGUGCUUGUGUUUUUCUCCACACGACUGAAGAAUACAGCUCUAUCCCUCCGACAUGCCACAAAUGACCGUUUCUAUGUCGCUGCACUCGGAGAGCUAACAAACCCUUUCACCCCCACGACAGCCUGUUGAGAGCUCGGGGAAAAAGGUUCAAAUCUUUCACUUUAUUGGAUGAAAUGUAUGUUUCUUGUGCUCUAAAAGACACGAUGUGAUCCUUGGAUGGCAUGCAAUCUUCAUAGAACACUUAUGAAUGAUAAAGUAUAUAUAUCCACAAAUAAUUAAACUACCGUGUGUGCCUAACCAAUCUUUAAAUUACAAAAUAUACCUCUGCUAAGCUGCUGUUUACAUUUGUGAUCAUGUUAACUUUUUUUUUUGUAAAUACUUGUACAUUCUCCGCUUAUUUAUUGCACCUUUUAUUAAAAGAAAUAAAAAAUAUCACAUCUUUAAUACAAAACCAAGAUUGAAAAACCUUAUUUUUGGGAAAAAAAGACAACUUUAUUAUCAAAUUUCAUGUUACAAUUUGCCAAUACUCACUUUUUGUGCAACAUCUGUGGGUUUUGCACAACCCAUGAAAAGAAAAUAUACAGAAAAUACUUCCAUCACUGGAGUUCCAAAGAUCAUGUGCUAUCCAUAAAAAUGUUUAUUGAAAAAAGAAAAAAGGGACAAAGAGCGGCAUGUCUGCCUGUUUGUGUACCUUGACUGGACAAUAAAGCGAGUGGACAUCACAUGUUUCAUUUCAGGGGGGUCAAAGAACAUUCGGAAGAUUUAACAAGGUGCUGAUUACCUCACAAUGGUUUGUCACAAUCCACUGUUUUUAUCUCAAAUCUCCAAAAAUGUAAUGCAUUUUAGUAGGAAAAUAUGUUUUAAUUAUUUCCAGACACAAAUUGGUUUCACUCUUCUCCAACUAUCGCAGAUAGAAAGGUCGUGUGAUUGCAGUGACCUGAACUACUUUGUUGAUUACUUGAUUUCAGUGAGAAUCACAUUUGAUACGAAGAAAUUUGGAUUUUCUAAAUCAAGACACUUGUAGCUCAUAUAAGAGAUAAGGUCAGAGUGCAUUCAUUUGAAAGGAAAUCGUAAUGCUAAGUAAGUCAGAGAUGGUAUUUUUAAAAUCACAGGAUUCAGAAAAGCUGUUUUUUUAAUGGUUUGACUCACUUUUAAAUCUGUCGACUUUUCAAACUCCCGUAAAAAAGCAUAAAAAGCUUCCAUCAAACGUCUGAUGUUUCCCUGAGAGUUGUGUACAUAGAUGAUGAGUGGCAUGAAAAAUAAACACACACAGCCUCUGCAGUGACAACAUGAAGUGCUUUCAAUGUAAAAAAAAAACAAA
Oryzias melastigma (Indian medaka) is the source of this 3193-nucleotide messenger RNA. It is a transcript of the gene bmp6, whose product is annotated as bone morphogenetic protein 6. Gene Ontology annotation, biological process: SMAD protein signal transduction. Gene Ontology annotation, cellular component: extracellular region. The record is from RefSeq and is a predicted model, not a curated record. Lineage: Eukaryota; Metazoa; Chordata; Actinopteri; Beloniformes; Adrianichthyidae. Gene Ontology annotation, molecular function: cytokine activity; growth factor activity. The transcript has 7 exons. Bases 1 to 1278 code for a protein of 425 amino acids.